GUUGUCGCCGAGGAGGGGAGGCUGACGCACUUCCGGGACAGCCCCUUCUUCGUGAUGCAACUUCCCACCCCCUCCCUGGAGGCGUCUGCGCGAGACGCCGUUGCCAUGGCAGCGGUCGAGGCACCCGGCUAGGACUUAUGGGGGAUCCCCAGAGCCGAAGGCGCGCCGGGGUUAGUUCCGUGAGCCGACCAGACCACAAGGGCUAAGGCUGCGGCGCAGGAGACUGGGGAGACGUUCUACAUCACCCGGCGGACUUUCUCUGCACACACCCCACGGACCUGGCCCCCCUCUCCUUUACUCCAAAGAGAUUAAAGAGCUACUCGGGGCCAGCCCUGCACUGGAGACAGGAAACCAGGCACCCGGAUGAGCCUCUGACCUGAGCCCCAGAGCCCACAGGCUAGCCUGAGAGCCAGACAUCCAGCCUCACGGGCAGGCAUCUUCACAGAGGAGCCACAAGGAUGGCGCACUUGCUGGGCAGCCAGUCCUGCAUGGACAGUCUGCGCAAGGACCUUACCGACCUGCAGGGCGCCAUCGUGGACGUGUUCUCUCGCGCCGGGCCUGUGCGCUUCCCCUCCUGGAAGUUCCCUGACCGCGUGGCCUGCGACCUGGACAUGGUGGCCCUGCUAGAGCAUUAUGACCACGUGCCAGGUGACCCCGAGUUCACGCAGCUGUCCCAUGCUGUUCUGCUGGAGCUGGUCAUCGACAGGCUCCUGCUGCUGCUUCAGAGCUGCACAAGCUACCUGGAGAACCUUGGUUCGGAGCAGACAGUGCCCCCUACCCGGGCUGUGGGGCCCUGCAUGUCCGUGGGUCUCACAGUGCGGCGCUUCUGGAACAGCCUGCUGAGGCUGGGCGUGAUCUACCAGCAGGCAGCCCCCCAGGAAAGGGUAAACCAAGGGGAGAGCCUCACCUCCAAGCCCACAGCCAAGGGCGAGCCAGCCAGGAGCCCUGAAUUUGUGACUGCCAAGUUCCUGAAGCCACCCUCCCUGACGCCAGGCUUGCCCCAGACCUGCCAAGAGCUGGACAGCCUCCCCGUCAGAGUCUCCCCACAGUGUCCAGCCAGGACUGCCAAGAACAGUAGGAGCAUUCACUCCCAGACGGUGGAGACGGCCCUGGUGCCCUGCGACGCGUGCACCAGCGUCCAGGGCAGCCUGCGGGAGGUGGGCAAGGUGCUCAUCAGCCUGUGUCAGAGCCAGAACUUGCCCUCGUCCUUAUGCCAGUUCCAGCAGCUGGUGCAGGACAGCAUGGGCCUCAGGCCGCUGCCGGCCGCCACCAUGGGCCACUGGGCAGCAGAGCAGAGCAAAGACCUGACACGCCUCAGUAAGCACGUGGGGGCCCUCACUCAGCUUGUUGGGCCACUUAGGGCCCAGCUGGAGGAGGCGGAGGGGCAGAAGGAAGGACUGAAGCAGCAGGUGGGCCAGCUGGAGCAGGCACUGCAGCAGGAGCAGGGCAAGCAGCGGCGACAGGCGGACGAGGCCGCGCGGCAGCUGGCAGAGUGCGAGCGCCACAAGCAGCAGCUGCGCACAGAAACACGUGACCUGAAGACGAAGGUGGCCACCCUAGAGGGGGAGCUGAAGCAGCAACAGGAGUCCAUGCAGGCCGUGGAGACAAAGGCCCGGCAGCUUCAAGAGGAGGCCGAGCGCGGGGCGGAGGCCGAGAGGCAGGUGCGGCAGCUGGAGGGGCAGGUGCGGCUGCUGACAGGGCAGCUGGACGGGGCCAGUCAGCAGAUCCGCUGGGCCAGCACAGAGCUGGACAAGGAGAAGGCCCGCGUUGACAGCAUGGUCCGCCACCAGGAGCUUCCCUGCCCGCCCGCCCUGGCUCAGUCCCUGCAGUCCAAACAGCGAGCCCUGCUGCAGCAGCUGGACAGGCUGGACCAGGAGCAUGAGGAGCUGCGGGGCAGCCUGGACGAGGCUGAGGCCCAACGGGCCGAGGCGGAAGAGCAGCUGCAGAGUGUUCAGAGCGAGAGGAAGCAAGGGCAGAGCCAGCUCCUGGCCCAGCAGGAGCUGCUGCAGAGCCUGCAACGGGAGAAGCAAGGCCUGGAGCAGGCCACGACAGAUCUGCAGCUGACCGUAUCGGAGCUGGAACGCGAGCUCGUGGAGCUAAGGGAGCGGGAGCGGCUGCUGGUGGCCUUCCCGGACCUGCACAGACCCAUCGAGGCCCAGAUCCCAAGCUCCAGCAAUGUUACAGAUGACAUGGAGAGGCAGGUACAGGCCAACGACAUCCGCAUCCAGGUCCUGCAGGAGGAGAAUGGGCGGCUCCGAUCUAUGCUGUCCAAAAUCCGGGAGGCAGCCCAACAGGGGAGCCUCAAGCUGAUCCCGCAGGACCAGCUCUGGGCCCCUCCCAGCAAGGGAAUCCAGGGAUCAGUGCCCCUGGCCCAGGCCCAGAAGGCUUCCCCAGGGCCCCUGGGCAGGCGGCACCUGCCUAGCAGCAGGACAGCCAGCGCGGGCAGGACCCUACCAUGCCAGCUCCAGGCAUCCCCACCUCAGCAGUCCUGCAGUCAGCCGGGCAGGUCCUCCCUGGAAAACAUGACCCACUCAACCAACUGUGCUCAGAACCCCAUCCGGGCCUUGGCCAGGCUGAGGAGGAGACUGUCACCAGGCCAGGGCCAGGCCAGCCCUGCAUACCAGCCCCAGGAGCGGCCCAUGUAGCCUGCCGUGUGGUGGGGCUGGAGGGCAGGUGGUUGGCAACCCAUUCAAUGUAAUAAAGCCCCGGCCAUCUGCCCACAGUA
Ailuropoda melanoleuca (giant panda) is the source of this 2725-nucleotide messenger RNA. It is a transcript of the gene CCDC157, whose product is annotated as coiled-coil domain containing 157. The record is from RefSeq and is a predicted model, not a curated record. Bases 459 to 2645 code for a protein of 728 amino acids. NCBI's taxonomy places the organism in Eukaryota, Metazoa, Chordata, Mammalia, Carnivora, Ursidae. The transcript has 12 exons.